Molecule: messenger RNA, 1461 nt
Organism: Tarenaya hassleriana
Lineage: Eukaryota; Viridiplantae; Streptophyta; Magnoliopsida; Brassicales; Cleomaceae
Product: porphobilinogen deaminase, chloroplastic
Exons: 5
Coding region: 154-1296 (380 amino acids)
Biological process (GO): heme biosynthetic process
Cellular component (GO): cytoplasm
Molecular function (GO): hydroxymethylbilane synthase activity
Source: RefSeq, a predicted model, not a curated record
GAGAAUCCUGAUAUCCUAUCCAGUAUCCUCAGCUCUCAUCAUCGUCGCCAUCAUCAUCAUCUCUCAUCAACUCCACUCUGAAAGCUCUUCCCUUUACGAGUCCCAUAACAAAAUCCAAUCUUGCAUUCCUUUGCAUUUCUGUAACCGGAAUCCAUGGACGUCUCCUGUUCUCUCUCCCCAGCUCACCAAAUCUCUUUCUCGUUGAAACCCUCUUCGUUGGUCAACUCUUGCUCUCUCGGGUCGGUCUCUGUUCUCGGAUUCUCUCUGCCGCACCUCAGAUCUCCGCUUUCGGCUAGAUGUCGUCAAGGUCGGACUUCCGGCGUCAUUAGAUCCUGUGUUGCUGUUGAACAGAAGCCCCGGACGGCUAUUAUUAGAAUUGGUACAAGGGGAAGCCCCCUAGCACUUGCUCAGGCAUACGAGACUCGGGACAAGCUCAAGUCUAUACACCCAGAACUAGCUGAAGAUGGGGCUAUCCACAUCGAGAUCAUAAAAACUACUGGUGAUAAGAUUCUAACUCAACCACUUGCAGAUAUUGGUGGGAAAGGGCUUUUCACCAAAGAAAUAGACGAGGCUUUGAUAGAUGGGCGUAUUGACAUUGCUGUCCACUCAAUGAAAGAUGUUCCAACUUACUUACCUGAUAAAACGAUUUUACCCUGUAACCUUAAGCGUGAGGAUGUCCGGGAUGCAUUUAUAUGCCUGACCGCAGCUUCAUUGGCCGAGCUUCCAGCUGGAAGCGUUGUGGGAACUGCUUCUCUUAGAAGAAAGUCACAGAUACUCCACAGAUAUCCUUCUCUGAAGGUUGAGGAAAACUUCAGGGGUAACGUCCAGACAAGACUGUCAAAGCUUCAGGGAGGAAAGGUUCACGCCACUCUAUUAGCGUUAGCUGGGUUAAAGAGGUUGAAUAUGACGGAGAAUGUCACGUCAAUCUUAUCCAUCGAUGAAAUGCUACCAGCGGUUGCUCAAGGUGCGAUUGGAAUCGCCUGCAGGAGCGAUGACGAUAAAAUGGCUAAUUACUUAGCCUCGUUGAAUCACGAGGUAACAAGACUAGCGGUUGCAUGUGAGAGGGCAUUUCUCGAGACAUUGGAUGGAUCAUGCCGUACUCCUAUUGCUGGAUAUGCAUCUCAGGACGACGAUGGCAACUGUGUUUUCAAGGGUUUGGUCGCUUCUCCUGACGGAACUCGUGUGCUCGAGACCUCAAGAAAAGGUCUGUAUGCGUUUGAAGACAUGGUGAGGAUGGGGAAAGACGCAGGACAAGAACUGCUUUCUCGUGCUGGUCCCGGCUUCUUCGGCGUUUAAGCCAUUCGGACAGGAAUCAGGAUAAUCUGUGACACGGAUGAGGCUUAGGAUAUAGGAUUUUGUUUUCAUCCUAAUAUGUUGUAACUUUAUGUUUAUGAGAGAAAAUAUUGCUGUAUCUUAUGGUUUUGAUGAAGAUUCUUCCCAAUGUAAAACCAGUUUUCCCAA